AUGAACCACACCAACUUUACCAAAGUGAAAGAGUUUGUCUUCUUGGAACUGACUCACUUCCGGGAGCUGGAGGUCUUCUUGUUCAUGGUCUUCCUGGCUAUGUAUGUGACGACUCUCCUGGGAAAUGCUCUCAUUGUGGUCACCAUCACCUGUGAGUCCAGCCUCCACACCCCCAUGUACUUUCUCCUGAGGAACAAAUCAGUACUGGACAUUGUCUUUUCCUCUGUAACAGUUCCCAAGUUCCUGGUGGAUCUUUUGUCAAAGAGGAAAGCCAUCUCCUACAAUGGCUGCAUGUCACAGAUCUUUUUCUUCCACUUUGCUGGUGGGGCAGAUAUUUUUUUCCUCUCUGUGAUGGCCUUUGACAGAUACCUUGCAAUUGCCAAACCCCUGCACUAUGUGACCAUUAUGAGGAGAGAGUCAUGGGUGGCCUUGGUGGUGGCUUCUUGGGUGGGUGGUGGAUUGCAUUCAAUUGUCCAGAUCAUUCUUUUGCUUCUACUCCCCUUCUGUGGUCCCAAUGUCCUAGAUGCCUUCUACUGUGAUGUGCCUCAGCUGGUAAAAUUGGCCUGCACGGACACUUCUGCUUUGGAGCUUCUCAUGAUCUCCAACAAUGGACUGGUGAGCUUGCUGUGGUUCUUCCUGCUGCUGAGUUCCUACACCAUUAUUCUAGUGAUGCUAAGAUCUCACUCCAGAGAAGGACGGAGCAAAACUCUGUCCACCUGCACCUCCCACAUGCUGGUGGUGACUCUCCACUUUGUGCCUUGUGUUUACAUCUACUGCCAACCCUUCACCACCCUCCCUGCAGACACAGCUGUGUCCAUCAACAACAUGUCAUCACCCCCAUGCUGA
Cavia porcellus (domestic guinea pig) is the source of this 846-nucleotide messenger RNA. RefSeq names its product olfactory receptor 4D6. The record is from RefSeq and is a predicted model, not a curated record. The transcript has a single exon. Gene Ontology annotation, cellular component: plasma membrane. The coding region runs from base 1 to 846 and encodes 281 amino acids. Gene Ontology annotation, biological process: G protein-coupled receptor signaling pathway. NCBI's taxonomy places the organism in Eukaryota, Metazoa, Chordata, Mammalia, Rodentia, Caviidae. Gene Ontology annotation, molecular function: G protein-coupled receptor activity; olfactory receptor activity.